Messenger RNA from Salvia hispanica, 764 nucleotides. RefSeq lists its product as uncharacterized. NCBI's taxonomy places the organism in Eukaryota, Viridiplantae, Streptophyta, Magnoliopsida, Lamiales, Lamiaceae. The record is from RefSeq and is a predicted model, not a curated record.
AUUACCAAAAUCAUUUCUAAAACCCUAGACAAAAACCCUAGCCCUUUCCCCAAAUUCACAAGAACUCUACAACAAUGGCUUGGCGUGGUUCAAUUUCCAGAUCUCUCAUCCCCACCGCAAGGGCUGCCGCCUUCCGCUCUCCGCCGCCACUCUCCGCCCCAACCCGCCUAAUCCAUUCCCCGAUCGUCGCCCCUCGCCUCCGUCCUCCCCGCCUCUCCUUCUCCAACCCUAGGACACUGGGAGAACUAGGAUGUGCGCAGUCGUUGCUUCCAUUGAGUAGCAUGGCGGGAGUGCAGCUGACUUCACAUCUGUCUCUCAACGUGCGGGCUUUCUGUGAGCUGUCCCAUGGGAGGAUUGGAAAAGAUGGGUGAUUUCAGCAACGCUUCCCGGCAAUCAAAGGCUCCCUCACUCUACCCUGUACUUGAAUGUAUUUCUGGGUCUUGCGCAGAAGGAGCUCAAAGAUCUGGGUCUUAUCGUUAGGGGUGUCUUACUGGAACUUUUCCUCAUUACAUAGGAAAAACAAAUAAAGAUAUGUCCUUCCCUCCUUGCCUUUGCUGACUGAAUUGCAAUUAAUGGCUCAAUGUCUUAAAUUCUGAGACAUUCAAAAAUUGCUGCAUUAUAUAUGCAUGCAUAUGCUUGACCUGUAUAUUGGAGUUUGAGUCAUGAUGCUCUUUAAACUUUUGUGUUUACAAUCCAGAGAACUGGCUAUACAGUUGUCAAUUUUUUAUUUUCCCAAUUAAUUUGAAGUUUUACUGUUUUUUCUA